CAUUCAGAAUUCAGAAACGUUUCCCCACGCAUCUUGCAACUUACCGGAAUGGAUUUGAAAAUAAUUUUGUUUAUAAGUGCAGUGUAUGGUUUUGCCAUAUCAUCAACAUCAGCAAAAUGCGUAGUCAAUUUUCCAAUUGAUCCAGCUGCAAGGCCGUUUGUGCUGAAAAACAUUGGAAGUCACAUGGUCAGGAUAAUGGAUGGAACACAGAGUAUCGUAUUAAAAAAUAACGAUCAAAUAACUGCAUAUUGUCAAAGAACAUUUGAAAAACCUAUCGAGGCAGUGGGACUCGGGAAAUAUACCUACAAAUGUUCUGAAAACCAAAACUUUUACAACUACGGUUAUCGUUAUGAAGAAAAAAACGUGGCAAUGGCGUGUGCAACUCCUAAAUGGAACCUCUACGAGACAACAAAGCCAUUCAAAUGGUGUCUCGAACCACUGGUGUCAUAUGUUGUAGCCGCGCAAUCUGGUGAUGAGAUCUUGGGCGGUAUUUGCUAUAACUUGGAAGAGAUGGCUUUAAAUUCUCUAUAUGUUGCGGCAUCACCUAACUUCGUUGAUUAUUUGCAUCCAUCAGGCUUAUUCAACCACACCAAGUCUAUCGAAAUCGAAGAAAUCCACACAAAUUUCAUCUCUUGGAACAUCCAAUUAAGUCAAUUUGACAAUCCACAAUUUAAGGAGUGGUUGAAAUUUGCCAGCUAUGAACACCAUUCAUUAAUACAAAAUAUUAAAAUUGCUCAUGAAGCUUUUGACAAAUUCAGUCUAUUACUAAAUAUUCCCUGGUGGACUGGAUUACGUUUGGGCAAUUGGCAUCGCUAUGAAAUGGCCUUGGAAAAACACAUUGAAGCUGGACCCCACACGUACGACAUAUUAACCGGCAUUUCGAAUACAAUAUCCAUGCCCAUUAGCAAUUCUUGCAAAGUCGAACAGGAACUACAAAUGGUCGAAUUAAAAGAUCAGAAAAAUCACACUGUUCCACUGUAUGUUUGGCAGUAUUUAAAGUCCACCGGCAAUGUUACCGAUUUGGAUGAGAUAUUGGUAAUUGGAGUGAAUACACCAUUUCAAGAUUUCUACGAUGAAAAAGAACUUGUUUUCUGCGAGGAUAUCUGCCACAAAAUUGGUUGGUUGCAAACGGCAUACAAAACAUUUCGCUACAAAACAAUGGGAAUUGUAUUUUGUUGCAACUACGAGGAAGUCAAAAACUCCAAGCAUUUAAAAGGAUUUCAAUCGACUAUUACUAAUGCAAUUGAUGUAGAUAUUCACUUAUUGGAUGUACAGGAGAGCAACAGUCACAAUCGAAUUGUUGAAGACGAAAUAAAAAAAGAGGAAGCACAAAAUUCUACCGAAGACGACGAAAAUGUUGAUGAAGAAAUUAUGGAUGGGGAUAUAUAUGAUUAAUUUCGACUAUGCUCGGAAACAUUUUUAUCACUCAGAACUCUUAAUUAAUGUUUCCGUGUAUUUCGGUUAGAGAUAUAAAUAUUUUAGCAAUUAAUUUGGCUACGAAUAAGCUAUUUUUUAUUUUUUUUUUUUUAGCUUUUUCCAAAAAUUGAAAAAUAUACAAUAAAAUUUUUAAUAAAUAUUCUAUUUUAUAAUAAGUUA
Messenger RNA from Stomoxys calcitrans (stable fly), 1596 nucleotides. RefSeq lists its product as uncharacterized. Lineage: Eukaryota; Metazoa; Arthropoda; Insecta; Diptera; Muscidae. The record is from RefSeq and is a predicted model, not a curated record. Bases 49 to 1395 code for a protein of 448 amino acids. The transcript has 5 exons.